GCAGCCAUCCCACUCCUCGCCCCGUUGUAACUGCUCGCGGCUCUAUCUCUUUAUAAAGUUGUUGUUGCGGCUUCCGCCGCGGGUGCAGGAAGAUGGCGUCGGGUGGCGGUGGCUGUAGCGCUUCGGAAAGAUUCCCUCCGCCGUUCCCCGGCCUGGAGCCGGAUUCCGAGGGGGCGGCCGGAGGGUCAGAACCCGAGGCUGGGGACAGCGACACCGAGGGGGAGGAUAUUUUCACCGGCACCGCGGCGGCCGUGAGUUCGCACCCUUUGGGGGCGGCCAGAGGGUGGGCGGGCGCCCCAAAAGGGAAGAAAGGCUGGGCAGAGUGGGCCCGGCGAGACCUUGCGUUGGUGACAGUAGUCGUGGCUUGGGGGCGCUGGAUGAACACCGAGACCUCGGGCCUGGCUUCCUGGCCUCUGGGAGGACGGAGAGAGUUGCCAGAUGCCACAGUGGAGCUAUCCCUGGACAGCACACAGAAUAAUCAGAAGAAGGUGCCAGCCAAAACGCUCAUAUCUCUUCCUCCACAGGAAGCCACAAAUUCUUCUAAGCCCCAGCCAAGCUAUGAGGAGCUAGAGGAAGAGGAACAGGAAGACCAAUUUGAUUUGACAGUUGGUAUAACUGAUCCUGAGAAGAUAGGGGACGGCAUGAAUGCCUAUGUAGCCUACAAAGUUACUACACAGACGAGCUUACCAAUGUUCAGAAGUAAACAGUUUGCAGUGAAAAGAAGAUUUAGUGACUUUCUGGGUCUUUAUGAGAAGCUUUCAGAGAAACACUCUCAGAAUGGCUUCAUUGUCCCCCCUCCGCCUGAGAAGAGCCUAAUAGGAAUGACAAAAGUAAAAGUUGGGAAGGAAGAUUCUUCUUCUGCAGAAUUUCUUGAAAAACGGAGGGCCGCCCUAGAAAGGUACCUUCAGAGGAUUGUGACUCAUCCUACCAUGAUACAGGACCCUGAUGUCAGGGAGUUCUUGGAAAAAGAAGAGCUGCCACGUGCCGUAGGUACUCAGACAUUGAGUGGUGCUGGUCUCCUCAAGAUGUUCAACAAAGCCACAGAUGCGGUCAGCAAAAUGACCAUCAAGAUGAAUGAAUCCGACAUUUGGUUUGAGGAGAAGCUCCAGGAGGUAGAAUGUGAAGAGCAGCGCUUGCGAAAACUACAUGCCGUUGUAGAAACUCUGGUCAACCACAGGAAAGAGCUAGCGCUGAACACAGCCCAGUUUGCAAAGAGUCUGGCCAUGCUCGGGAGCUCAGAGGACAACACAGCAUUGUCACGGGCACUCUCCCAGCUGGCUGAAGUGGAAGAAAAAAUUGAGCAGCUUCACCAGGAACAGGCCAACAGCGACUUCUUCCUCCUUGCCGAGCUCCUGAGUGACUACAUUCGCCUCCUGGCCAUCGUCCGAGCUGCCUUUGACCAGCGCAUGAAGACCUGGCAGCGCUGGCAGGAUGCCCAAGCCACACUGCAGAAGAAGCGGGAGGCUGAGGCUCGGCUCCUGUGGGCCAACAAGCCUGACAAGCUGCAGCAGGCCAAGGACGAGAUCGUAGAGUGGGAGUCUCGGGUGACUCAGUAUGAAAGGGACUUUGAAAGAAUUUCAACCGUGGUCCGAAAAGAAGUGAUACGGUUCGAGAAAGAGAAAUCCAAGGACUUCAAAAACCAUGUGAUCAAGUACCUUGAGACACUCCUGUACUCACAGCAGCAGCUGGCAAAGUACUGGGAAGCCUUCCUUCCUGAGGCAAAGGCCAUCUCCUAAUGGACCAAGGACACCAGAGCCACCCGCCUGACGCUGCCUUUUUAUACACUGUCCCCCUCCACCUCUGCUGGACCCCAGUGAUGCCAUCCUGCCUAGCCUGGACUUUACCCCCUCUCCCUGUGCCUACGACCAAGCUGUCCCCAGUCAUUCUAAGCAUUACUUCAUUUAGCUUCCAUAUAUAUUUUCUUACCUGAGAGAAUAGUUUCUUGCUUUAAGCAAAGACCUAUAAUAGGUGGUGGAAUUAUGGGAUAGGGGUGGAGUAUUGAUAUAAAUAUAUAAAUACAAAUGUAUAUUUUUCAGGAUGUGGUUAGGAACUGGGAAUAACGUUUUCUGUUACUCCUGAUGGUGCCAUGAAAGAUUAUGUAAUAAAAUAUUUUAAAAUCAGG
Molecule: messenger RNA, 2122 nt
Organism: Hipposideros armiger (great roundleaf bat)
Lineage: Eukaryota; Metazoa; Chordata; Mammalia; Chiroptera; Hipposideridae
Gene: SNX1
Product: sorting nexin 1
Exons: 15
Coding region: 93-1736 (547 amino acids)
Biological process (GO): early endosome to Golgi transport; intracellular protein transport
Cellular component (GO): endosome; endosome membrane
Molecular function (GO): phosphatidylinositol binding
Source: RefSeq, a predicted model, not a curated record